AUGCCCGAUCCUUUCAACCUCGAUAUCAGGAAGAGGCUCACCGCUGAACGCAUUUAUCGCAGAAACUAUUGUUUUGGCGCCAAUUCAUUUUCACGCACGAUUCACGCGAUUUAUUAUUCUACUUUCAAAAAAAUAUUUUUAACAACAUCGAGGAGAACGAACUAUUUUUACUGGAUAUUUUCUUCCUCAAGCGUGUCUUAUCCUGGCAUGUCUCUUGGGAGACGAUCUGACAGGUACUAGUUCUCAAAAUUAUUUGAUUUUUUUGUUUGCACAUGAGUAAUCGAUGCUGUUGUUGUUAAUAUGAACGAGCUUUGUUGUUUCGUUGAAUAUUUCGUCAAAAACUAUCGUGUUGAAGAAUAAUCAUUUACAAUACAAUUAUUUUAUCAUGUAAGCACUUUCACUUGUUUAGCUUCCAUGGCAUGUGGGACAGACUGAAUUAAUAUUUCUGACAAAUUUAUGCGUAAAAAUGAUCUUAAAAUUGCAUGCAUGUUUACCUCCACGAUCUGUUGCCUGUGUUUCGAUCAUUAAACAGACUUAAUUUAGUUUAGUUUUAUGGUGGGUAAUUUCGUUGUAAUGUCUCUUCGCCGUAGAGUACGCAAAAAAGUUGAUUAUUCCAAGUUUUGUGAAGAAGAAGGUGAAAGCACAAAUAAUAGCGACGGUGAGUCUUACAUUUUUUUGUAAAAAUUGUUCCAAAUCAAACUUCAUUUUAUGAACAAAGUGAAGCCCCAUUCUAAAUUAUCUACUAUUCUCAAUUUCCGUUAUUAAUAUAAUACCCAUUAGUAGGAUUUGCUGUAGAAAUUAAGCUUAAUAGUAAUGAAACAUUAAUUAUUUAGUAAGUGAAAGUAUCAUUGGACUAAUAGCACAUAAGUGUGUUGACAUCAGUCCUAUAAAUCUCAACACAGUUUCACAGAUAUUUUAUUACAUUUCCAAAAGUGGGGUUGAUUUACUAAAACUUUUACAAGUGUAAUUUACAAGUGAAGCUAUUGUUUCUGAGUCCGAACACAAUAUAGCCACUUGUACACUUGAAAAUUUCGCUUGUCAAAGUUCUAUUAAAUUGACCCCGGGACUAACUUGGGAAAGUUGUUCAUCUGAUGUAAACUUACAUAAUGGCUAAUUUGGAUUAUAAUAAUAAGUCAAUAUUUAGUGUAUCAAAAACAAAAGUGAAUUUAACAACGAUAAUUAAAGGCCACAGAGCAAGUAAACAAACACAGAUCAUGAGAUAAGCAGUGGCAUCUUCUGCUUGUCUCAUGACUGGGCACAUGAAGGGUAACUGGACCCAGCACUUAUAACUGCUCCCCAUCCCUAAAAACAGUUUUUUGCCAUUAUAACAGGGCUGGCUAUGUUCAUUUUUGACAAAAAGGUUUCCAGUCUACAGUCAACUCUCAUCUUGUAGACACCUCACUAUCAUGGACAUCCCACUAAUACAGACAGCUGCUAAAUCCUCGGCAAAAAAUUACAGACAUUUGACUGAAACAAACUCCCACUAUUAUGGACUCUUGCUGUUACAGACUUACGGACACCUCUCUCGGGCCCAACAGCUCAAUUAUAUAAGUUCUAACUCUUGUUAUAAUUGACAGCAAUCAGCAUCUUUUGACAUUUAGGCAGAAUUAUCACAAAUUAUAAUUUAUUUCUUCCCCUUUUUCACUUCAUCUCUGUCCUUUUGCUUGAAAAGUGAACACUCCAAUUCCCAUUUCACAUGAUCCUUCUAAAAAACUACUGUACUUACUUGCAAAAAGCAAGCAUGGUCUACUUAAUGUACAUAAAGUGGAUUUUCUAGUACUGUACUUUCUGGUUUUUGUGUUACUACAAUUUUUUUAUAUUGUACAUUUUUUAAUGAACAAAAUUUAAAAAUGUAAGUCCCCUAAUAUCAAGAAUUUUUUUCGCACCACAUUAUUACAGACUUUUGCUAUUAGGGACACUCAACUGCAGUCCCAAGGGUGUCCACAAUAAUGGAAGUUGAUUGUAUAGGGCUUUGCACUGGCAGAUUUCCACUCAGACAGAUAAGCCCCUUGAAAUACUCAUUGUUCCCUCAAACACGAAAAACACACCAAUUACAUGGAGGCUACUGUAAAAAGCUGUCUUAACAAAAAUGCCUCUAUGACCUCACAGCGUGUGUUGGUAUUCAGGGAUUCUCUUCAAUUGCAAAUAAAAUAAGUCACCGUGUUUUUUCUCUAUAUAAACACUUGGUCAUAGCAAGAGAAUCAGAGCAUGGACAGGCACUGUCAUCAGCUCUUGGUUCAUCUAAAGGGGUCGACUUUUUUCUCCUACUAAUGCUCACGAAAGUUGGCUUGGCCGGGAUGGUGACCCUCUUUCCCGGGGCAGCUUUUUGAAUUCUCCAAAUAAAUGAGGACUAAUUUACAAGCAUCAGAACUAAUUUUAUUGUCGUAAUUGCUAUAGAUGAUUUCCAGAAUGACACUGGACCAGCUCCUGUAAAGAAGGCUAAGACCGCAACAAAGACAAAAGCAAAAACAAAACAAGAAGUCACUAAAAGUAAAACUAAAGAUUCAGGGAAUUUAAAAAGAAAAGAAAGGUACAGUUUAAUUUCUGAGUUGAAUUUUAUGUUUCAAGGGAUCAGGGUGCCUUUGUCUGGGAGAAGAUAAGAUUGUAAAUCUUACAUUCCUUAGAUUUGUUGUGACAAAAAAGCCUGAAAAUAAAUUUUUAGUGUGUUAAGGUGAACCUGCAAGAACAUGGUGGGCCUUGUAUGUUUACAGGAAAACCACUUGCUAGGUACCCUGUGAGCAGAAGCCCAGGACUGCAAAUUACAGGCCGUCAUCAGACAUUGGCCGACUAAAAUUUGCUAGUGUCUGACGAAUUCAGAGCAGGGUUAUUUAAAGUGCAGUAACCCACUUUUAACCUACAAUUAGGGUCAACUUAUCUUAAGUCAUGUUUUUUUAGAGGCAAUAAAUAACAUUAACAAGGUCUUUUCCUUACCCAUCCCUUGGUUAACAAUGAGCUUCUGGAAUUGUUUAUGAAUCAUAAGUUUUGAUCUGAGUAAGCACUGGGCCACUAUUUUUUUUCAAUGUGACCAGGGAAAACAAAACAGUGGAAUCCCCAAUUUUUUGAACCCCCAAGGAAAAGCAGAGUGGUUUCAAUUAUCAGAAGCUUUGAAAAGUCAAGGGGAAAAUAUAGUGUGUGACUGGUCAAUAGGGAAAUCAGGUUUUAAGUGGACCUGGUUCAAAUGGUCAGGAAUUUAGAGUCACCAAGGGUUAAAAAAAAACUCAGGAUUCUUAGGCAUACUAAUAGGGCUACACGUGGCACCUGGCACCUUUUGGAUUACUCCUACAGAAUCUCUGCCUUUGCACAAAACCUAUAUGCUGGGCAAUAAAGCUUUUGGACGCCCUAAGAACUCUUUUGUACACAAAACUUCUGUACUAGUAUUGUACAAAACUUGCAGUGUACAAAAAAUGACUGUACGAAGCUAAACUCAAACAUCUUUUCACUGCAGAUUAUCUCGAGAUGAAAAGCUUUAUCAAAAAGAUUUAGAGGCAGCACUGCAGGCUUCAAUUAGAGAGUCACAGCUGUCAUCUGCUGGAAAUGACAGUAGUAGCAAUGCAAAUGAUGAAGGGGAAGGUGACAUUUCAGAUGAGGAGGAAUUGCGGCCAUCCAAACCAAAGAAAGCUCGAUUACUCCCUUCUUCUGAUACAGAAGAUAACGACAAAGAAAAUACUGGGUACGAUAAAUAUUGUACCAUAAUCAUUCUCUCUAACAAUUUUUUACCACCUCCCUCUCUCAAGGCCCCACUUUUUCCUUGCCCCUGUUUCAACAGUCAAAUAUAAUUUUAGUAGCCCACCCCUUUUGAAUAACCCCCCCCCCCCUCUUAUAGCGUACAGUUGAUUUGUUUCACUAAACAUUCACUUAAUUAUUUGAAAAGGCUGUAAGGCUACAAUACAGGGGCACCCAACAAGAACAUAGUUCAAAACCUCUUAAACAUAGCAUUGUUGAACGUAUUUUAGUAUUUAAACAGUAGAUAUGGGCAUAUUUUUAUCCCCUAAAAAUUUUUCAUCUGUUCAGAUUUCCUAGCUGAGAGUCUAGUGAUCCGAAAAUUGUAGGGAUCAAAAGUUACCUUUUUCGAAAAUUUUAGCCAAAAAAAGGUUCCCGAAAAUUCUACGCGACCUUUUUAGGGUAAAACCCCUUAAAAAUGGGCAAUUAUACCAUUUUUUAGAUGUUCGACAAUCCUAGGAGAGACAAGCAAGCAAGAAAUUUUACAACAAAUGUUCCGAAAACUCUAGACCUCAAAUCGUCUUCCGAACAGAUAUUUUCCAAAAAUUGUAGUUGGGCGACCCUGACAAUAUUCCUGUAGAGUUAUGAAGAUGAUAUCAGACAAGCAACAGAGGACAAGAAACAGUUUCAAUGCCUUAGUGUAGUCGUGAAUAACAAAACUGGGCCAUUAGCUGUGGUCACACUACAGCUUUUUACCUAGGUAAACUCACCUUGUUGACAGUUAACCAAGGGAAACUUUAUUUUUCAAGUGUGACUCAUUUUUCCCUAGGUAACUUACCUUAGGGAAAUUUUAUCGUCUGGUGCUUGGAUGUGUCUCUAGAACAAUAGAGUUUCCCUUGACAGCUACCCCUAAGGGAUAGCUAGGGAAAAAUAAAGUACUGAGGUUGCUAACCAAUAGACACUCGGAGGCGAAGGUCUUGAUGACAGAACUAAACAUACCUCACAUUGUGAAAGAAUUUGGGGGGGGGCAUGUGUCAUCUGCAUCUUCCCCUUGAUCUCUGAAUUAGCAUAAGAAAUGACAGUGAGAUAAAAAGACAAAUGCAUCUUUGAUCGGCUAGAUCCGGAAGAAUCUUGCCUUCUUGAAUUUACGCACCAAAAAUUCAGAUGUGCGUGAAAACCUUGGGAGUCGAUUUCAGUAGUGCGACCUUCCCCAAAUUUUUUUACACCUAGGUAAAAUGAAACCCAAGACGAAUUUACCUCAGGAAAUUUUUGACGAAUUUGCCCUAGGUAAAUUUGUUUUACCUUGUUAAAAGUCUGUAGUGUGACCACCAUUAUUAUUAUUUUUUUUAGAAUUAUACAUUGUAUAUUGACACAAAGACACUUCCUCCCAUCAUUGACACCAUAAUGGGGUUAGGGUUGGUUGUUGAUUCUCCCCUUUGAUCCAAAAGGUUUUUCUCCAGGGAAUGCGGUUUUCCCUUCUCCUCAAGAACCAACACUUCCAAAUUCCAGGUCGACCAGAAAUCAGGUAUUAUUAUUAUGAAGAACCACUAUGUGGAUGUGCUACCUCUAAAUCAUUAUUAUUUAUUUAAAUAGCGUGACAGCCCCUUUGAGUGGAGUGCCUUUGGGCUUGCCGCAGUCCGUGAGUGCACUUUACUCAAAAUAAACAAGCUCCAUUAAUUAUUUCACAGUGAUGGUUCUGGAACAAACUUUGAAAGGAAGAGUCCAAGUGAAGAAGAUGAUAGUAGCAAUGAUGAGGUGAAACCAAAACAGAGAUCAACCAUAAACAAAACGGAUGCCAUGAAGGAAGACCUUGACGAAGAAGUUCAAGGAGAGGAAGUUGAACCCAAUCAAGGUUGGUCUCUUGUUUUUGAGACCCACAUGUGUUUUUUUUGUGAGAAAAAUUUAGAAAAAAAUCCAUGACAGAAGGAUAAAGUAUAUGGUAGUUGAUAGUGCGUAAAGUACACAUGAUUCUAGUAUUGUAGUAAAAGACCUUUUAAGCUUGUAUGUUUUGUUUUCCCAUUUCAUGUACGUGUUGGUACCCCAGAGAACUGUUUCUUUCAAAUGUCGUCUUAUGUAUGUGCAUCCACGUGCAUAUGUAUGCAUAAUAAAUAAAAAGGCAAAUUUCCUAGGCGAACAUCAUGUGGUCUGAAUUGUGAAAACAAAACCUACAAGCUUAUUAAAAAGGUUUAUUAAAAAACUUUUUCUUUUCUUGUUUAAAUCAUUGAAUAACAAAGACAGUGACUUUGAACUAAGUGAAGAGUUAAGUGAUGCAGACAAUGAAAGUGAUGACCAAGAUGACAGCGACUUUAAUGAGACAGAGUUAAAGAAGAAAUCCGAAGGACGAGGGCGUGGCAAAUCAACAAGCUCUCCAGCAAGAGCUGGCGUCAAGCCAAGGACAAGUGUUACAGGUUUGUAGAGGUUAUGGGUAAUGCAUAUGAGACAAGGAGGCAAGCUAGUCUGCAAAUAUAUAUAGCCAUUUCACCUUUCUCCUCGCUGCUUGGAACAUUUCGCCAGGAGGAACGUCUGCACCUCAACGACAGAAAUUCCAUACUGAUGGCGUAAAAUCUGUCCAGAAUCUGGUCAGGAGCCCUGAUUGGUCAACGUAGUUGUUACAUUGUUUUACCUAUUGUUUACCAAUAACAGACAAAAGACCACAAGAGUCAAAUGUAAAUGGGGUCUUAAACAUGACGAAUCUACUACAAAUCAGUCAAUAUUCCUGGAAUAUGUUAUUCUUUAGAAAAAGCAUCUGUGUUUUGCUGGAGCUCGUUUGCAGUAGAACACACAACUUUACCAUAAUCAACCAGGAGAAACACAAAAUCAAACAAAUUUACAUCCAGAACCCCAUGACUACCGGAUUUAUUUUGUAAACAUUGAUUUACAUCAUCAGUGUGUGGAAUGUCUGUCACUGAGGGGCAGACGUUCCUCCUGGUGAAACGUCCCUAACGCUGAGGAGCAAGGAAAAAGGGCUGUAUCCGCAGGCUAGAGGCAGGCAUGGUCAGAGCUUAACAUGGCUUUUGAAGCAUGUGGCACUUAAGAGUAUUACCCAUCCCAGUCCCUGCACACACACACAACACACAUACACUGCACCACCCCCUUUGCCUCCCUCACCCUCCCUCCGGAUGAGUGAGGUGCUGGUCAAGCAGAGGAUUCUCCAUUUAUUUAUACACCUGUGUGAUAAGACAAGUGGAGCAAAACUUUUUUGUCUGCAUUCCUAAACCUGAUGGUCAGAAUUCAACCAGGACUUACUGAUACAAAGUUAGAGGUGUUAACCCUUUGUCGGCCAUGCCUCCAAGAAGUUCUGAUUUCCCUAAAUUCCAAAGAAUGCUGUUAAGACGAAUCAAAUGGAUUGUACUGCUUACAGACAAAAUCUGUAGCACAGUGCCGAUUCAAAAAAUAAUAAGAUUAUUAUAGAACAUUUGAAACUUUGGGGGAUAUUAAUAUUGGUUACUUGUGCCCCUAUUGCAACAAGCCUUUUAUUUCUCAUUUUAAAAACACUGGGUAAAAUGUUGCAAUAAAAAAAUAUUAAUAAAUUUUAAUAGUGACUAAUUAUAAUAUCAAAAUAAAUGAUGUAUUCUGUGGAGAAAUUGAAGAGAUUUUUGAAACAAUGCACAGUUUUUCAUUUUUCAAAGUCUUGUCUGAGGCCUUGAUUUCCGUUUUUUUUUUUUAUAUUUCAGUAACACCACUCAAGAUGCUAAAAGGCAGAGGAAAAAGUAAAGGGCGAGGGGCAUCAGCUAACAGCAGCCACUCUGUGUCAAGUUCUGCAUCCAAUUCACCUUCAAGUAUGUCAGUUGAAAAUCAGCUUAAAUGCCAAACAAUGUUAUGCUCUCUAAGGGUACAAGCCAAUGAUAAAUACUGUGCUACUAAAUUGAACAAGCUGAUUUACUCAAGGCGUCAUGCUGCAUUUAACAAUUGAGUUGUAAAACUUUGUUUUGUUGUUAUAAUUCAAAAAAAUUAUUAUCAGAAAACAUCUUCCCCCAGUUUAAAUUUAGUAAGGAGAAGCUCAACAUACCAUUAGGGAUGGCCUUAAAUUACAGUGGCCUAGGAAAAAGUGAUAAGAAAUCACUUGGUUCAUUCUUUCAAGUUGUUUAAGAUUAAUAGAGAGGAGUGCUGAAAAGUAAUUUCAUAACAAUGAUAUACUUUAAUAAUGAUCUCAUGUGUAAAAUUAAUGAUAGAUGCUUAAUACUUUUUCUGUUUAAAUGCUAACCUUUUCAAUUUAACUGCCUUAAAUUUAUUUUCAGUGUCAUAAAUAAAUUAUUAUGUGUAACAAAAAAGUCUAAGAAUUAGAGCCGGAUACAUUUGAGACUGAAUUAGGUAAUUAAAACUUUUGCUCUUAUCUCCUGUGUUGACUUCACAGGUUUCUUUUGAAGACAUAAGGAUAACUGAAAAUACCCUUCAAAGAGGUGCGUGAUAACUUGUUUUCUUAACACUGAAUGAAAUAAAAUAAAGCAUGCCUGCUCUUACCUCAAAAAUAGAUGAAUAAAACGCAAGUGCAAAUUUAAUUAUUUGUAUGAUUAUGCUGUCUCUUAAUAUUAAGAUAAUUAUAUUGGUAAUAAAAAUAAAUGAAAACUAAUAACAAUAUUGAUUUGAUUGUAAAUAGCCUUAUAGACUUGAUAAAAAAAAGUCUUUUACUUAAUAUUAUAACUCGUACAGAUUUUCCAUAAAAAAAUAUUUUGUCAAGAAAAGAAAUACCUUGGCCUGCAUUGUAGAUGUAAUUUCACCCCCAGUUGUUAUCCUUGCUCUGAGCCCCCAACGGACUCAACAAAUUACCAGAAGCACAUUUAGAAUUUCCCCUUGUCUUGAUUGGCAAAUUGAUGGUAUUUUCAACAGGGCAAUCAUGGCACGUACUCAAAUCUUGGCACACAGGUGGGGGCCCAGAACGAGGAUUUCUGCAUUGUUUUGCAGACAGACUUAACCAGAGUUUAGUGAUGAGUAGAGUACUUAAGAGUAAUGAAUAGAGUACUUAUUGCAGUGUACCUCUGCAAAACGACAUGCAAUGCCUUUUGAGGAACAAGAUUCAGUGCUUUUAUUUUGUCCUAUUUCUUUUCAUCCCUCUUCAUCUCCUUCAUUCAAUGUCUUGCAGUUUCAUCAACAAGUAAUCAACCUCAACAACACCAACUGAAGACAACAUCUACAUCACUCCUAAGAAGCAGUCCAGGAAUGGGUCUUGGCGGCAUUAACAUCAAGACUUCUGGCCCCCCAAUUCGUAUUGGACUUUCACGAAAUGUCAGAGUCAAACCACUACAUGCUCAUGUGUCUGUUCAGCACUGAACUAUCUUGAGUUAUGCAUCACUUGAUCUGCUUAUAUGUAUACUUUGUGCUCUGCAUAGACAUUUUUUUUCAUCAGAAAGUGAAGGGGUCAAAAAACCCUCUAAACUGACCAGUUUGAAGCAAGAAUUUUCUCCUCGCCAUGUAUGGACAUAUCUUGCAAAUUGACAGCGUCCUUGUUAGCAGUGGCCUGUGUACAGACAUUCCCCAUCCAGCAGUAACAUACCGGAAGCAACGUCAUUUCGCUAAUUAUCAGCUUUCUUCAAGAACUAAAAACAAACUGUUUUUUACUGUUUCAUUUUCACAAAGAAGUGAUCAGGGUUUUUUUGCAAUUUUUAUAGCUUCUCUCGUUGUAAAGGGAUUCAAGAAUCCUUUUCACUCAAGACAUUGCUCUCAGAACAAUCAAAGGGCAUCAAGAGGCCCCUAAAUGUCACAUCCUGGGUGCGAGGUAUUAGGUUGUGGAAAGCAAUUUAUGUGCUUUUCAGUGGAAAUUUGUAGAUCAUGAAAUCUGGAUGUCAGGUCUCCUAAAAUGAUUGACUUGAAGGAAACCAUUUUUUUUAUUAUUUGAAAGUGAA
Molecule: messenger RNA, 9500 nt
Organism: Porites lobata
Lineage: Eukaryota; Metazoa; Cnidaria; Anthozoa; Scleractinia; Poritidae
Source: the annotation of a GenBank genome assembly